Entamoeba dispar SAW760 is the source of this 1503-nucleotide messenger RNA. RefSeq names its product alpha-actinin, putative. Lineage: Eukaryota; Evosea; Mastigamoebida; Endamoebidae. The coding region runs from base 1 to 1503 and encodes 500 amino acids. The transcript has a single exon. Gene Ontology annotation, molecular function: protein binding. The record is from RefSeq and is a predicted model, not a curated record.
AUGAACAAGACAGCUGGAUUAUUACAAUGGUGCCAAAGAUCUACUAGUGGUUAUGAAGGUGUUGAUGUAAAAAAUUUUACAACAUCAUGGAAAGAUGGAAAAGCUUUCUGUGCACUUGUCCAUCACUUUAAACCAGAACUUAUUAAUUUUGAAAAAUGUAAAACACAAACCCAGCAAGAAAAUUUAGAAAUGGCUUUUGCUGCUGCUGAAAAAGCUGGUGCUCCAAGAAUGAUGGACGUUGAAGAUUUUGAUAUGGAUGUCCCAGAUAAACUGAGUGUUAUUACAUGUAUUGGUGUAUUACAACAAUACUUAGAUACUACUCCAUCUAUAGAACAACCACAUCCUGUAAAAGAACAAAAAGAAAAAACACAGUACACUCUCUAUUCAUCUGCUACUCAUUCUCCUCCUGUUAAAUCAAAAUCACCAUCUAUUCCAAAAGAAAUUCAAAACCAUUCUGUCCCUCAAAGAAGAUCAACAGUUGCAUCUGUCUCUGAUGCUGCAAAAAAAGCACAAAUCACUCUUUGUUCUUCUUGUGGAAAACCUAUCAUUGGUAGUGUUGCAUUAGAGGUUAAAGGAAAAAAAUAUCAUAAACAAUGUUUCUUCUGUUCUAGAUGCAAAAAUGUAUUAGACGAAAAGUCUUUUGUAUCUAUUGACGAUGCAAAUUAUUGUCUUGUUUGUGGUAAACAAGUCUUUUUUGAAAACAAAAAGAAAAAAGAAGAAGAAAAAAUGAGUAAUGAACAUCCUUCGAAUUCAACUCAUGACCAACCACAAUCAACUCCAAAUAUUAAUCGUCCAAUCUCAUUAUCUACUAGUGAUUUAGAAGUUAAAAAAGAAAAGAAACUUAUUCAGUCUUCUGGUAAUUGGAGGCAGAAGAAUGAAGAGGCAAAGAAAUUACAACAAGAGAAGGAAGAAAAAGAAAGAAAAAUAAAAGAAGAAAAAAUUAAAAAAAUGAUGGCAUUAAGAAAAUCAGCUCAAUCUCAAAGUCCUGAUAUUUCUGUUCUCAACCAAUCAUCUUCUGAUCAUUCUACUUCACCUGUUCCUGAACCUCAAACAACAUCUAAUAAUCUCACUACUCCAUCAAUAAAAAUUCAAAAUGGAUUUAAUGAAGAAGAUAUAGUAAAGAGUAAUGCCAAUGCACCAAAAAUUGGACUAAGAUCAAGUAUUGGAAAAACAACAAUUCUUGACCGUAAAUCCUUUGAAAAUCAAAAUUCAUACAGAAAUUCUCUCACUAAACCAUCAAAUGAUAAUUCACCAUCACCGUCAUCAUCUCCUAAUUUCAUUGACCCAAAUGACGAUGAAUGGGUUUCGGGAAAUACAAUCAAAAGAAGAUCAGAACCACCACACCCUAUUAUUUCAGAUGCUGAAGAUGAAGACAUAGUACCUCGUUCACCUACUGUUAAAAUUGAAUUACCAAAACCAAUAUUAGCAACAUGGCAAUUCUAUGCUGUCUUAUUUACAAUUAUUGGAGUGAUGACAAUUGCAUUUUAUGCUUUCUUUAAGUAA